Molecule: messenger RNA, 621 nt
Organism: Plasmodium gallinaceum
Lineage: Eukaryota; Apicomplexa; Aconoidasida; Haemosporida; Plasmodiidae
Gene: RAB7
Product: ras-related protein RAB7, putative
Exons: 7
Coding region: 1-621 (206 amino acids)
Molecular function (GO): GTPase activity; GTP binding
Source: RefSeq, a predicted model, not a curated record
AUGUCAAAUAAAAAAAGAACUAUUUUAAAAGUUAUUAUUCUUGGGGAUAGUGGUGUUGGAAAAACAUCAUUAAUGAAUCAAUAUGUAAAUAAAAAAUUUACGAAUCAGUACAAGGCUACAAUUGGAGCAGAUUUUUUAACGAAGGAAACUAUGGUUGAUAAUGAACAGAUAACGAUGCAAAUAUGGGACACAGCAGGACAGGAGCGUUUUCAAAGUUUAGGUGUUGCUUUUUAUAGGGGAGCAGAUUGUUGUGUUUUAGUUUUUGAUUUGACAAAUUAUAAAACUUAUGAGUCAUUAGAAUCAUGGAAAGAUGAAUUUUUAAUUCAAGCAAGCCCAAAAGAUCCAGAAAAUUUUCCAUUCGUUAUAAUUGGAAAUAAAGUUGAUGAAACAAACAAAAGAAAAGUUCAAUCACUAAAAGUUUUGCAAUGGUGCAAAUCAAAUAAUAAUAUUCCAUAUUUUGAAACUAGUGCAAAAAAUGCAAUUAAUGUUGAUCAGGCAUUUGAUGAAAUAGCAAGAAAGGCUAUGAAACAAGAACAUCAAGAAGAACAAAUAUAUCUACCGGAGACAUUUGCUUUAAAUAAUCAAAGUGAACAAAAACCAUACAAAAGUCGUUGUUGUUAA